CGUCAAACGAACAGUUCGAGACGUGUGAGACGACGGUGGACAGCAUAUGAACUUUACGUCGGUACUGAUGGCCGAGACGUAUUUGCUAUAAGAAACCAUCAGACGCUCGGAUGGUGAUAGCUACAGCCAGUGCCUCGGUGCUCGACUUGGCAGUAAAGCUUGCAUGCUGACGUCCCAGUUGAGUCGGCCUGGAGAUGACUGUGGCAACUCAAGCAAGCCAUUUUCUCUUCUACUCUCAUCUGCAGGAGAUUGGGAAGCUUGGGAGCAGUCAGGGUUCCCACCAGAUUGACUACUUUUACAUCUGUCUCGUCUUCUUUGGUCUCCCAACGCCUCUUCUCAUAUGCUCUUGCCGUUAGGUGGGAGCUGGCCACCGGCCCUCGCUUUUGUCAGAAUUAUGGCGACGAUCCCCAGCCUUAAGAGGACGGCACGCAUUUGCAUGACAUAAUGCACUCGCUCAUAAAUGAGCUCGCCAAGUCAGAGAAAAAAAAGGAGCCCCGUCUUCCUUUAUUCUUCUCUUCCUCUCGCUAGCUUUCACUACUCGCGCUACUACUUACUCCUCCAGGACAGCAGUCCAUGAUGAAGACCAUCAACAUGGGAAGAACCACUUUCCGUGACUCCUCCUCCUCGUCGUCUAGAAGACACUUCCAGUGGAGGAUAAGGAGGUCACCGAAGGAAGGAGGAGGAGUAACAGAGAGGAAGGAGUGGGAUGAGGUUGAAGAGAACGCAGGUCUCGGUUUGUUUUCCUCCUCAUACUACACUUACAAGAAAUACCAGAGUAGCGCCACCCCGACAGCCUCUGUUGCUGCUGCUGCGCCGAAGAGAACUUGGGCGUCGGAGACUGCCGUGUCGAGGCUUCUGUCGGUUCUGGCGGCCGCAGCUUCCGGUCGCCGGAACCGAUCGACAGGGCUUGGAGUCUACGUCACGGGGACGCUCUACGGGUACCGGCGCGGGUACGUCCACCUCGCCUUCCAGACGGACAGCAAGUCGUGCCCGGUGGUGCUCGUCGAGCUCGCGACGCCCACGAGUACGCUCGUGCGCGAGAUGGCGUCGGGCCUGGUCAGGAUCGCUCUCGAGUGCGACCGCAAGGCCAGAAGUGGCGGCGGAGGGAAGGCGGCGUCGACGAGGCUAGUGGAGGAGCCGCUCUGGCGGUCGUACAUCAACGGCAAGAAGUGCGGCUACGCGGUGCAGCGCAACUGCGGACCGGCCGACUGGAAGUUGCUGAGGGCCGUGGAGCCGGUGUCGAUGGGGGCCGGGGUGAUCCCGGGCGUCGGAAGCGGUGCCGGCAGCACCGACAGGGACGUCAUGUACAUGAGAGCAAGGUUUGAGAGAGUGGUCGGGUCCAAAGACUCGGAGGCCUUCUACAUGAUGAACCCCGACGGCCAUGGCAGCACUGAGCUCAGUGUCUAUUUGCUCAGAGUCUGAAGAAGAUUCGUCUCUGCUUCGUAAUGGAUCAACUGCUUCCGUUCUCUGUCUUUAUGUAGCAGUAGCUUUGUGUUGGGGGGUGAGAUCGAGUUGCUACUUCACUUUCCCGGUGUUGUAUUAUGCCCUUCUGUGUUGUGUUCAAUCCCAAAUCUGUGGAAUGAGGUGGCUGUUUCGAAUA
This is a messenger RNA of Musa acuminata AAA Group (dessert banana), 1600 nucleotides long. RefSeq names its product protein MIZU-KUSSEI 1. Bases 574 to 1422 code for a protein of 282 amino acids. The transcript has a single exon. Gene Ontology annotation, biological process: hydrotropism. Lineage: Eukaryota; Viridiplantae; Streptophyta; Magnoliopsida; Zingiberales; Musaceae. The record is from RefSeq and is a predicted model, not a curated record.